CUUGACUUCUGCUAGGAUCCCAGACCCUGGCAUCAAUUUCAUGAUGAUAGCUUGGUGAUAACUCACACCUCAGAGAUCUUGAAACCUGCGAAGUACUCGAAAGACUGGGGAUAGAGGCCGGCCCAGUGAUUCACACCUUCAACUCACCCCUCUACGACAACCUUACGGUGUAGUCCUUCAAGAUGGUGACACCGACUUCAUCAAGUGCCGGCGCCCGGUCACUCAUCAGGACCUUUGUCCGUCAUUACUCUGCUCCUGUGGACUCUUCAAUUCCAGCUUCCAAAGUCAAAUAUGUACCCACAUCUGGCACAUAUCCCAAAGGAUUCAACGUUUCAGCUACAUACGUUGGCGUCAAGGCAGCCAACAAAUCCAACCCUGACCUAGCAUUCAUCACGUCAGAUCGACCUGCAUUUGGCGCUGCAGUCUUUACGACCAACAAAUUCCAAGCCGCACCCGUCCAAAUAUCUCGAUCCGUCCUAGAAAAACGAGGCGGCGCCGGCAUCCGCAGCAUCAUCAUCAACUCAGGCUGUGCGAACGCCGUCACAGGAAAGGGCGGCAUGGAAGACGCGCAAGCCAUGUCUGACACAGCAACUGCACAAUUCCAACAAUCAUCUCAACCAGAAGACGGCCAAGGAUCCAACAGUCUCGUCAUGUCGACAGGAGUGAUCGGUCAACGACUCCCCAUCAAGAAGAUUCUCUCUAAGAUCCCUACCGCCCACUCCAAUCUCGCCGACACUCAUGCUGCCUGGCUAGCGACCGCCAAAGCAAUCUGCACGACCGACACAUUCCCCAAACUCCUCUCCACUACAUUCCGACUCCCGUCCCAUCCAGACACAGAGUACCGCCUUGCCGGCAUGACCAAAGGUGCCGGGAUGAUCCAUCCCAAUAUGGCCACUCUCUUGGGAAUCCUCGCCACCGAUGCAUCCAUCUCCGCCACGGCAUUACAAAGCCUGUUGACCAACGCCGUAACUCAAUCCUUCAACUCCAUCUCCAUCGAUGGCGACACAUCCACCAACGACACAGUCGCCAUCCUCGCCAACGGCGCCGCCACACCCUCCCCAUCCACCCCAUCAAUCUCCUCCCCCGAGUCCGAAGACUACAUGGCCAUGUCUCGCAUCCUCACUGAAUUCUCGCAAAAACUAUCCCAACUCGUCGUUCGCGAUGGCGAAGGCGCCACGAAAUUCGUCCAAGUCACCGUCAAAAACGCCACUAGUUACGCCGAUGCAAAACUCAUCGCAUCAACCAUCGCACGGUCACCACUGGUCAAAACAGCCCUAUACGGCAAGGAUGCCAAUUGGGGCCGUAUCCUCUGUGCGAUUGGAUACACGCCGAAUCUGUCUGAGGGGGCCGUGGUGCCGACAAAGACGAAUGUUUCGUUCAUCCCGGCAUCGAAUUCAAAGUCGAAAGAUGAGGGGGUGUUGAGAUUGUUGGUCAAUGGUGAGCCGGAGACGGUGGAUGAAGAUCGGGCGUCGAGGUUGUUGGAAGAUGAGGAUUUGGAGAUUGAAGUCGAUUUGGGAACGGGUAGCGAGGAGGCCAAGUAUUGGUUCUGUGAUUUCAGUCAUGAGUAUGUUACUAUCAAUGGUGAUUAUCGUACAUAGAAAGUAGAAGUUUGCUUGCGGAGGGAGUGGUGUAAGUAGACUCAACAGAUAUGAAGGUGGUGUUGGUGGUGGUGGUGGUGUGGGUUGGUAGAUUAUGGAAUAUAUAUAUAUCGAAAGAUGAAUCCACCCAACAAAGUCUAUGGCACUUAAGAAUC
Molecule: messenger RNA, 1753 nt
Organism: Exophiala mesophila
Lineage: Eukaryota; Fungi; Ascomycota; Eurotiomycetes; Chaetothyriales; Herpotrichiellaceae
Product: glutamate N-acetyltransferase/amino-acid acetyltransferase
Exons: 1
Coding region: 183-1598 (471 amino acids)
Biological process (GO): L-ornithine biosynthetic process; L-arginine biosynthetic process
Cellular component (GO): mitochondrial matrix
Molecular function (GO): L-glutamate N-acetyltransferase activity, acting on acetyl-CoA as donor; L-glutamate N-acetyltransferase activity, acting on acetyl-L-ornithine as donor
Source: RefSeq, a predicted model, not a curated record